Molecule: messenger RNA, 1311 nt
Organism: Exophiala aquamarina CBS 119918
Lineage: Eukaryota; Fungi; Ascomycota; Eurotiomycetes; Chaetothyriales; Herpotrichiellaceae
Exons: 3
Coding region: 1-1311 (436 amino acids)
Molecular function (GO): RNA binding
Source: RefSeq, a predicted model, not a curated record
AUGUUUAUCGGUGGCUUGAGUUGGGAAACCACGAACCAGUCUCUCCAAAACUACUUCUCGCGAUUCGGCGAGGUUCGGGACUGCAUAAUCAUGAGGGAUAGGGCUACUUGGAGAUCCCGUGGAUUCGGAUUCCUCACCUUCAAGGACCCCAAGGCCGUCAACAGAGUGAUGAUGACCCAACGCCAUGUCGUCGAUGGCACAGUGAUCGAUCCCAAACGCGCGAUCCCCCAAGCUGAACUGCAGAAGACAGCGAAAAUCUUCGUUGGUGGUGUUAGUCAGGAAGCAUCCCAGAGAGAUUUUGAAAUAUUCUUCGCCCAGUUUGGCCGAGUCGUCGAUGCGACCCUCAUGAUGGACAAAAACACCGGUCGACCCCGUGGAUUUGGCUUUGUGACGUUCGGCAGUGACGCCGCCAUGGAGAAAUGUCUAGGAUACCGGCCGUUGGUGAUCCUGGGCAAGGAAAUCGAGGUUAGGCCGGCACAGGCCGCAGACAAGAUGGACGAAGACGACGGCUCCUCUCGGGUUGCGCGAGAAAGAGGAAAGUUUGAUCGGGAUGGCCGAUUCGGCGAUGAUAAGAACCACCAGGUCACCCAGGGCAAUCAGAGCCAGGCUCAGUGUCUGACUCCUCAAAUGGGAGCUCAUUAUUGGCAGCUAAUGCAACACUAUUUCCAUAUAAUGCAACGGCAGACGGCAGAGAACAGAGGAAGUAACAUCGGUAACAUGGGCAACAUGGGCAACAUGAGCAAUAUAGGUAUGGGUCAAAUAACACUGCAAAGGAUGAAGAAGUUGCAGAUGCUGCAGAUGUGGAAAAUGCAAGGAGGAAACAGCCCCACCGCCCAGGAUGGGACGAGCGGCAUGGGUCACACGCAAGGGAUGAAUCCACAGAUGAGGCAGCAGGCAACGCAGUGGCAACAACAACAUAGUGGAGUGAACAGCGUCGAUGCUAUGGGACGUGGACGAGGAUUCACAGGACAGGGAAGUAGCCAGGACCGCCUAUCAGCCCUGGAGCAACACACUCUUCGACAACGCAGCUUUCCUGGCAGAUCCUGGAGCCCUGGAUUCCAAAAUCAGAACACCCGGUCAUGGGAGGGUAUGUAUGAUGACGUCCCCCAACUAGACGGUGGUCAUGGAUCUGUAGGACCAGUGCGCAACAACACACUUCAACCACCCAAACGGCCAGCUGCAUUCGCUCAGGCAAGCGCGGCUCCGGCGAACGCGGCUCCGGCGAACGCACCAAACGGUCCCAAGAAUCCCGACCAAAAAAUGAGGGGCCUCGGCGGAGGCCAUAGAAGAUAUAAUCCUUAUAAGCGUUGA